Messenger RNA from Andrographis paniculata, 1554 nucleotides. RefSeq names its product probable inactive shikimate kinase like 2, chloroplastic. The transcript has 8 exons. Lineage: Eukaryota; Viridiplantae; Streptophyta; Magnoliopsida; Lamiales; Acanthaceae. The coding region runs from base 84 to 1211 and encodes 375 amino acids. The record is from RefSeq and is a predicted model, not a curated record.
ACUACCGAAAUGUGAAAAACACAUGAACGCACAUAUAUAAAUAAAGAUUUAAAUAUGAGGUCGAAUGGAUAGAUGCAGCAAAAAUGGCCACAGCCAAUAGCUUCCUCUCUCUGCACCCAAUCAGAAGCUCAGUUUUCGUUCCCAAAACUCUUCCAUCCUUGCCAAUUCCCAAAUUCCUGCUUUCCCCAAUCCAUCGACAUCCUGCAUCGCUUCUCCACAGCAAACGUAGCCUACGCUGUAGCAGCACUCCAGUUGUUUCCACAGCCACAACUCACUACGAGUUUCAUGAUGACUCAUCUGAGAUAGAGUUGAGACUGGAACUUGGAGCAGAAAUCCUAAGUCCGGGGGAGAUUUUUGUAGAUGCAAGUGAAAGCUCUCUGGUAAUAAAUGUGCAGUAUCCCGGAUAUCUGAAGACACUUCUGGAUACUAGUUGUCUCUAUGGAACGAUAAAGCCUUCUGAAACAAUAUGGUAUAUUGAUGAUUCUCAACUAAUUGUAAGUCUGAAGAAGCAAGACCCAGAAUUAAAAUGGCCUGACAUCAUGGAAUCGUGGGAAUCCUUAACAAUGGGAGUAGCACAAUUACUUAAAGGGACGUCAGUUUUUUUAGUUGGAGAGUCAACAGAAAUCAACUACAAGAUUGCUCGAGAAUUAGCUGUUGGACUUGGAUAUACGCCCCUUAGCACAGAGGAGCUUCUGGAGCAAUAUACCAAAAAAACCAUCGAUGCAUGGGAGGCUGAAGAGGGUCCUGAUGCUGUUGCAGAAGCAGAAGGCAUUAUAUUAGAAAGUCUGAGCAGCCAAGCCAGAGCAGUUGUUGCAACAUUAGGAGCAAAACGUGGUGCUGCCAGCAGGCCAAAUAAAUGGCAGCAUCUUUUUGCAGGAUUUACUGUAUGGUUGUCUCAAUCUGAAGCAGCAGAUGAAGUGUCAGCCAAAGAAGAAGCUAAGAAGAACUUUCAAGACGACAUUCUAGGGUAUGCUAAUGCUGAAGUGGUAGUGAAGCUCGGAGGUUGGGAUGCAUCCUAUUCCAAAUCCAUAUCCCAGGCUUCGCUGAGUGCUCUCAAGCGCUUGAUUUUGUCAGAUAAAAAUCUGCCAGGUAGAAAAAGUCUGUAUGUAAGACUGGGAUGCCGUGGAGAUUGGCCGGACAUCAAACCACCCGGUUGGGAUCCGUCCAGCGAGGCUGCUGAAGCUGAUGUAUCUGCUCCCCUUCCAUCAUAGCACUUGGAAUAUAUUAAGCAAGAAACAUGUUGUUUCUACUUUAAUUCGGUAAGUUUUGUUGCCCUAUACAUCAGUUCGGUAGAUGGUAGUAAAUAUGGUUUGUCUGUAUUGUUCGUGCCUCGUAUACUGUUAGCACCUCUGGCUCGGUGAAUUUUUCGCAUUUGUUUUUAACAAAUGCAACUUUUUUUGCAACUCUAUAUAUUGUUAAUUCCUCGAAAGCCUUCAUUUCCGAUCAUGUUAUUUGUAGUUGGAUUUGAUUGAAGGCGCCUUCGAGUAUAUGCGGUUAAAAGAUCGAAUUCCGGCUUUGAAGCAAAAUGAGAUUACCUACUAAUGUUUACUUUUA